Molecule: messenger RNA, 871 nt
Organism: Marmota flaviventris (yellow-bellied marmot)
Lineage: Eukaryota; Metazoa; Chordata; Mammalia; Rodentia; Sciuridae
Source: RefSeq, a predicted model, not a curated record
AUUUGAAUUAGGUAAGAGGGGACAAAAAGAUUAGCUCAGCCUUGUCCUCAAGUAGAGUUCUUCUGUGAGCCGUGUGUGGGGAUUCCCGUUCUCCACUUACUCCAGGAUGUUUUGGUUUGUUUCUUUCAGCAUUAUGUGGAAACUAUAGUGGGAAUGGGUAGGUGUAGUUAUUAAGACCAAGAUGAUAACCUCACCUCUUCUUUGGUGUAGGAUGGAAAGUGAACAACUGGCAGACAGGGUCAUUGAUGCAGUGAUAAGGACCCUCAGCACCUACCCCUUUAACUUCCAGGGUGCCACGAUCAUCACUGGCCAAGAGGAAGGUGCCUAUGGCUGGAUUACUAUCAACUAUCUGCUUGGCAGUUUCUUUCAGAACUCAGGUUGGUUCAGCGGGAUCUCAGAAAAGAUGAAUCAUGAGAAAACAUUUGGAGCUUUGGACCUUGGGGGCGCCUCUACACAAAUUACUUUUGUGCCUGAAAACCACACUAUGGAGUCCCCAGAAAACUCUCUGCAAUUUCGCCUCUAUGGCAAGGACUACUAUGUAUACACACAUAGCUUCUUGUGCUAUGGGAAGGAUCAAGCACUCUGGCAGAAACUGGCCAAGGAUUUUCAGGUGUCAAGUGAUAGAAGCCUCAGGGACCCAUGCUUUCACACGGGGUAUAAGAAGGUUGUGAACGUAAGUGACCUUUACAAGACCCCUUGCACCAAGAAAUUUAAGAGGACUCUGCCAUUUGAUGAGUUUCAAAUCCAGGGUACUGGAAACUAUGAACAAUGCCAGCAAAGCAUUCUUGAGCUCUUCAACACUGGUGACUGCCCUUACUCUCAGUGUGCCUUCAAUGGGAUUUACUUGCCACCAAUCCAGGGAAAUUUUGAG